Messenger RNA from Paramecium tetraurelia, 1872 nucleotides. RefSeq lists its product as uncharacterized. NCBI's taxonomy places the organism in Eukaryota, Ciliophora, Oligohymenophorea, Peniculida, Parameciidae. The record is from RefSeq and is a predicted model, not a curated record. The transcript has 5 exons.
AUGGAAUCCUAUUUAUUAUUAUAAUCCAUUUACAGAAAUUCCUGUUGUGAACUAAUUCCGCAAAAGUCUACAUACGAUUUACCCAUUAAUGGUUAUACGCAUCCUAUAAUAAUCGAUUCAUCUGAAUGUAUUCCUAUUGUUGAUACCAAACUGAAUGUUACUAUUUAAGAUAACAAUAAAUUAUAAUUAGUUCCUAUUUAAAUGAGUAUAUCAAGAUAUAGAUUUGAACUUAUUAAAAGAACAACUCGAAAGGCUCCAGAAUAUAGCUAUAUUUUUUAAAUCAAAGCCACCAAUGAAACUCUUCCAGGUAUUAUUACUUAAAUAUUGGUUAAUAACAUACCAAUCUCGAUAUCUGCAAUAUUAUAGUAUACUGAAUAACCCAAAGCAACUCCCUUGAAGGGAUUAUACAGUUAAACAUCAAACACUAUUUCUUUAUCAAUGACAUGUUCUUAACCUUCUGAAAUUUUACUUGUGAUUGGAAUUGAUGAAAUUACAGAUGAAUCAUUCGAAAAAAUAAAAUCUAAUUCAAUUUCUAACGAACUCACAGGAGAUUAUGAUUUAUUUAAAUUAUAACCUGAAAAUUCAACCUUACAAUAGGAGAGCAGUUACCUUCUCAAAUAUGAGAUACUGCCUUCAAAUUUAAUCAUGAAUAUUUAUAAUAAUAGAAUUGGAAACCAAAUUACUUAUAAUGAUUAUGACAUUGUAAGCUAAGUAAAUUAGUCUCUAAUAAAAGACAAUUCUUAUAAAACUUUGAUGAAUUCUAUAAGGAGAAUGAUGAUAAAUAGAUUAAGUUUGCUAGAAAAAACAAGUCAAUUACAUUUACAACGAAUCUAAUCUAAAUUAAAUUAUUUUGAUACUACAGUAACAUUCACUCUCUCCAAUAUGAAAUUUAAUACAAAAUAUUCUUUUGGGUAUUACUGUAAAAAUUUAAAUGGAAAUACAUCAGAAAUUUCAACAAACUUUCAAUAUAUAGCUAACGAAACCUCAAUGAAUAAUAAAUCAUUAAGUAAAAUGUUAUCAUUAAAAUUUAAAUAAAAAAUAUCAUCUUACAUAAUACUUAUCAAUUAAUUAUUAUUAAGUGCUAUCUAGAGAAUGCAAAUAAUGUAGAUUUUUAAAAAUAUCCAUUAUGAUAAAAUAAAUUACAAAUAAUAUUUACAAUUAAUUCAAGAUUUUGUUCCCUUUGAAAAUAGAUCUGCGACAGAAAAAUAAAAAAUAUUUAGAUAAUUUAUAUACAAUGAAAAUUUAUUUCAAAUAACUAUCCAUCCUCAAAUGGUUAAAAUUUUGAUAUUACAUAGAAGAUUGACAAGUCAAUUAAUUUUAACAAAUGAAACAAUUUUAAGUAUUAUUAAUGUUACAGAUGAUUUCUCACUUACCUUUAAUUAUGAAAGCUUUUUGUAUUAAGAACUGAAACCCCCAAAAAGAUCUAAUGUUGAAUUAGCAACAUAAUUAGUUUUACUAAAUUAUGAAUUCAAGACUAUUAGUUUGGAUAUUACAAUAAAGGCUAAUCAAGAUGUACUUGGAAUUGUAGGAUUACAUAAAAUUGAACCAAUUUUUGAAAAUGUAAUUAAACAUCCUACUGGUAUCAUGCUUAGAAGAGGCAUUUUAAGUACAUUCAGCAAUAUAUCUGAAGGAGUCUAAUUUGCAGAAUUAGCAAAAAAUGAAAAUACAACUUUGACAUUUAAGGACAUGAUAGAUGGCUAAAAAUAUUUAAUCUAUUACUCAUCUACUGAUUUGCUAAAUGAUUGUUUAACAAAAUAAUAUUAAGAAACAGUUGUGCAAUAAAUAACUUUUGUUAGUUAGUAGCAAAGUUGUGAAUCCAUUUUGCAUAUAAAUAUCGCUUUAAUACUACUUGUUAUUUUAUGCAUAAAAUGA